Schistocerca cancellata (South American locust) is the source of this 5058-nucleotide messenger RNA. RefSeq lists its product as uncharacterized. Gene Ontology annotation, molecular function: DNA-binding transcription factor activity, RNA polymerase II-specific; RNA polymerase II cis-regulatory region sequence-specific DNA binding. The coding region runs from base 1 to 5058 and encodes 1685 amino acids. Lineage: Eukaryota; Metazoa; Arthropoda; Insecta; Orthoptera; Acrididae. Gene Ontology annotation, biological process: anatomical structure morphogenesis; cell differentiation; regulation of transcription by RNA polymerase II. The record is from RefSeq and is a predicted model, not a curated record. The transcript has 28 exons.
AUGUACGGUAGUAUUGGAAUCAUCUCAGUUAUGUAUGUCAACACAUCUGCCCCUCCCGUGGGUGAGAAUUUAUCCGCACCAAAAGAAGGCAAUGAUGGAGAGAAACUUUUACCUGCUCAGAUUUGUGAUGGAAGUGACACUGCUUCAUUUGAAGAAAGUAAUCUUCAGAAUGUGACCCGCGACGAGUUGCUGAUGGCGCAACAGAUGUCGACACACUUCAUCAGUUGUAGUGAUCCGACACGUGACAGUGCUUCAUUUGAAGAAAGUAGUUUUCAGAAUGUGACCCACAACGAGUUGGUGACGGCCCGAGAGAUGUCGACACACUUUAUCAGCUGUAGCGCACCGACACAAGGAAUUAUCACACGAGAGGAUAAUGCUUUCUGCAGUACAGAUAAAAUUGAUGGACCCUCUGAUGAUGCACAUCCCAUUUGUGAUCUGCAGAAUGUUAAAGUAGAGGUUGUUGAAGAUCCAUUAACAGUCCCAUGGUUCAAUGGGUGUUUUAAGGAGGAUCCAGAUACAUAUUUAGGAGUGAAUGUCACUGAGAGUGAGGAGGAAGCCAGAGGACGACACACCCCAGAUGUUACACGAGAAAGUACCGACGCCCCGACCUCGACCGGCCUUUCGGUCACGGAGGUUGGCAGUACUGGCCGGACUGCCCCCGACUCGUCCCACCCUGGUGGCAGCCGCAGACGCGGACACGACGCGACACCGUGGAUGAGUAAUCUCGGUACUCCGACCUCCGCAUCCUGUGACACCACUGACACUAGUGGUGAUUGCACAGAUGUCAACAGCAGGGAAGUCGGCACUGGCAGUGUUGCCGGUGUGGCGGCCGAGCAGCAGCGUCUCGGUAAUACAGGUUCUGCCAGUGCUGCCCACACUGAGCCGCAAUUCUCCUACAAGUCGGCCAUUGCUAGUGCCAUAGCGCAGUCACCGCACAGGAGAUUGAUGCUGUCGGAGAUCUACGCCUACAUCGCGAGUCACUUCCCCUACUUCGGAGGCAAGAAGAAUAAGAUGUGGAAGAACUCGGUACGCUGCUGCCUGUGGUACCACAAGUGCUUUGUCAAAGUGCCACAGGAGGCUGGCGACGACAAGGCCAAAUGCUGCAACUACUGGACACUCGACCCGCGAUACGAGGAGGUGUCCGAGAACGGCAAAUUCCGCCAUCGCAGCGAGAAGUGGCUGUUCCGCAGGGGCCCGGCAGCGCCACCGUCCGUGCGCCGAGUUCACGCGCGCUACAGCCGGCUCAGACACCCCGGCGACCGCCCGCAGCGGCAGCCGCUCAGUGGCCCGUCGGCUCACCCCCAGCUGCCGGAGGCUGCCACCAGCGCUGCCACCGCAACUUCGACCGGUCUCCUUGUCUCCGAUGCCGACAGCACUGUCCGGGCUGCCCCAGACCCGUCCCACCCCGGCAGCAGCCACUUAGAGGGCAGCGUCCCGGUGUCGGACGCGACAGUGCCGACAGACUGUGCCGCUACUCCGAACUCUCCAUCCGGUGGCACCGGCAACGGCCGCGUCGACGGUGCCGGCAGCGACAGGAGGGCAAGCACUGUGGGCGGUCCUGCCAGUGGAGCGGGCCAGAAGCGGUCCUCUGACGACACUGGCUCGGCGAGUAUCGCCCGCAGCAAGCCACCGUUCCAAUACGAGGAGCUAAUUGCUAUGGCCAUACUGAAAUCGCCGCACAGGAGAGCGACACUGUCCGAGAUCAAGGCCUACAUCGCAAGCCGCUUCCCUUACUUUGAGCGCAGUGAGAAGAGGUGGCAGAAAUCGGUGCACUGCAAACUGUUCUUCAGCGACUUCUUCGUCAAAGUGCCGCUGGCGGUCAGGUACCGCAGGGGCAAACAGUGCAACCUCUGGAUGCUCGACCCACGAUACGAGAACAUGUUCAGGAAUGGCAACUUACAGCGGUUCCGGCACGUGAAACAACCCUCCUCCCGGAGUCGGGGUAUCCGGGGCAAAGGUGGACGCGUUGGAGUUCGUGCCGUGCCAUCCUGUGCGCCCCCACACUCUGCCAGAUAUGAGCACAGCACCGAUCCGGCCACCCUCCACUCGUCCCGAUCUCGCGACGGCCGCUGCAAGGAUGACUCUCCGACGCCGGACACGGUGCCAACUCUGGGUGACGCCGCCGCUUCGACCUUCGCCGGCAGUGGCACUGAUAUCGACAGUGGGGGAACCGCCGUGGGAAAGGCUGCCGAUGGGACGGGCGAGGAGCAGCACCCCAGUGUUGCCGGCUCAGCUGGCACUGCCGAAAAGAAGCCGCCGUUCUCGUACACGGAGCUCAGUGCUAUGGCCAUAGCAGACUCGCCACACAGGAGGGCGAAGCUGUCGGAGAUCUUCGCCUACGUCACAAGCCGUUUCCCCUACUACGAGCUCGGCAAGGAGGUCUGGCAGAAAGCGCUCAGCGUCAACCUGUCGCGCAGCAAGUGCUUCGUCAACGUGUGGCACGGGAGCAGCACCUACUGGAUGCUCAAUCGGCGGUACGAGGACAUAAUGGAGAUGGGCAGAUUACGCCGCCAACACGUCAAGCGGCCGUUCUUCGGGGGCCCGACGGCUGCGGUCGGCGCACGCCGAGUGCCGACUCGCCACAGCCUGCGGAAGCGUCGCAACUGGCGGCGCCACACCGGCCUGUCGGAGGAGCAGCCGCGGCUCCCGGAGUCCGGAGCUGGAGGCAGCGGAGCCGGUGCCGCAGUCGGUGGCACUGAGCCUUCCCCCGCAUCUCCGAUCUGCACCAGCUCUACUCGACUUUCUGAUGGGAAUGACAGUGCUUCAUUUGAAGAAAGCAGUCUUCAAAAUGUGACCCACGAUGAGUCGAUGAUGGCUCGAGAGAUGCUGACAAACUUUGUCAGUUGUCGUGUUGCGACACAAGGAAUUACCACAGAAGAGGAUAAUUCCUUCUGCAGUACAAAUAAUUCUGAGGCACUUGCUGGUGGUGGUCCACUUACCGUCAGUGACCCGCAGAGUAUUAAGAAAGAGGUUUUUGAAGAUCCAUUAGCAGUGUCAACGUUCAGCGGGUGUAUUAAAGAGGAUCCAGAUUUACAUUUUGAGGUGGAUGCAGCUGACAAUGAAGAGGAAGCCACAAGAGGACAUGCUUCAGAUGUUACACGUGCCGCUACCCUGAUGUGGACCGGCCCGUCGGCGUCAGAGCUCGGCGGCUCCGGCCCGGCCGCCCCCGACGUGUCCCUCCGCAGUAACAGCCACGGCGAGGACGACGUCCCACUGCGGGACGUGACGGUGUCGACGGACGGUGCCGGUACUGCGACUUUCGUGUCCUCUGGCACCGCUAGCAGUAGUGACGGUGGCGCCGACACCUGCGCGGGGAGAGCCGCCGGGCGCAGUGCUGCCGGGGGGGCGCGCGAGGAGCGCCUCCUCCGUGGCACCGGCUCUGUCGGUACGGCCGACAGUCAGCCGGAGUUCUCCUACAAGGAUACCAUUGCCGCUGCCAUAGCGCAGUCACCACACAGGAGAUUGACGGUGCCGGAAAUCUACGCCUACAUCACGAGUCGCUUCCCCUACUUCAGAGGCAAGAAGAAGAUCUGGCGGAACUCGGUACGCUGGUGCCUGUGGUACCACAAGUGUUUCGUCAAAGUGCCGCUGGAGGGUGGUGACGACAAGGCCAAGGGCUGCAACUACUGGACACUCGACCCGCGGUACGGAGACACGUCGGAGAACGGCAGAUUUCGCCACUGGCGCGAGGAGCGGCCAUUCCGCAGGACCCCGGCAGCAUCGGUGACCGUCCGCCGAGAUCGCACGCGCCGCAGCCUGCGCCAGCACCUGCAGCGACGUCACACCGGCCUGUCGGAGCGUCCGCAGCUGCCGGAGACCGCCACCGGCACCGCCACCCCGUCAGUGAGCCUACCGGUCUCCGACGUCGGCGGCACCGGCGAGGCCGCCUCGAACUCGUCCCGACCCGGUGACGGUCGCUGCGAGGAAGACACUCCCGCGUCGGACGUAACGACGUCUCCGGGCGGCGCCACUACUCCGACUCCCGUCUCCGGCGGCGGGUACGGCGACGGCACGGAUAGCACCGGCGGGGGAACCGCCGUGGGCAGCGCUGCCGGUGGGGCGAGGGAGGAUCGGCACUGUGGUGACGCUGGCUCAGCCUGGGCUGCCAGAAGGAGGCCGCCUCACUCCUACACUGAGCUCAGCGCUAUGGCCAUAGCGCACUCACCGAACAGGAGGGCCAAGCUGUCUGAGAUCCACGCCUACAUCAUGAGCCGCUUCCCCUACUUCACACGCAGGAAGAAGAUCUGGCAGAAAGCGUUGAGCACCAUCCUGUCGCACAAAAAGUGUUUCGUCAAUGUGCCACAGAAGGGCGGCAACUACUGGAUGCUCGACCCGCAGUACGAGGAAAUGCUGGAGAGAGGCAAAUUCCGCCGACGGGGCAAGAAGCGGCCGUUCCGCGAGGGCCCGGGAGCGUCGGUAGCUGCUCACCGAGAGCCCACGCGCCACAGCCAGCGCGUUCACGGCAGCCGCCAGCCGCACCGGCAGGAACUCCGCACCGGCCUCGCGGAAGACCCGCAGUUGCCGGAUGCCGCCGUCGGGUCACCGGUCGGGCUCUCGGAGCUCCAGGCCGCUGCCGACACCCCCGCUGCGGGUGGAGAAGGUGGCGACGGGGGCGGUGCUGUCGUGGGCGGCACUGCGCCACUCCCCGCCCGUCUGCACUACGACAGGUACGAGAACCAGUCUACACAAAUUUCUGAUGGGAAUGACGGUACUUCACUCGAAGAAAGUAAUCUUCAAAAUGGUACCCGUGAUGAGUUUGUGAUGGAGCAAGAGACAUCAACACACUUCAUCAGUUGUAGUGUUCUAACGCAAGGCGUUAUCUCUCAAGAGGAUAAUUCCUUCUGCACUUCAGACAAUGUACAGACUGAUGCAUUUGCUGAUGAUCCACUUACCAUUUGUGACACACGGAGCAUUAAGAGAGAGGUUUUCGAAGAUCCAUUAGCAGUCACAGGAUUUGGUGGCUGUAUUAAAGAGGAUCCAGACUUAUGUUACGGAGAGGGUGCCACUGACAAUCGAGACACAGCCACAAGAGGACACACUUCAGAUAUUACACGGUAA